Molecule: messenger RNA, 2166 nt
Organism: Xenopus laevis (African clawed frog)
Lineage: Eukaryota; Metazoa; Chordata; Amphibia; Anura; Pipidae
Product: C-type lectin domain family 2 member B
Exons: 5
Coding region: 46-642 (198 amino acids)
Source: RefSeq, a predicted model, not a curated record
CAAAUACAAGAACAGUUUCAGUAGUCAGUACACAGCAGUGCAGAGAUGGCAGAGGACGUGAGGGUACAGACAGAGGAGCUGGUGAAGCCUGGAGAGAAGCAGAGGGGUACAAAUCGAAACCGCUGCUCUCCUUGCGUUCUGUUGCUGUUGUUACUGUGCGCUGUUGCCGCUUUGGUCGCUGUGUCGGUGACUUUGAUUGUGGUGUUGAGUAACAAAGGUACCAGGGAACAGAAACCGGAAUAUACUGCACAUUUUCAACGUACCAACCCCUGUGAGGAGGACUGGAUCUGGUACCGGGGGAAAUGUUAUUAUUUCUCUGAGACAUAUGAUGAGUGGAACAACAGCCAGAACUUCUGUGCCUCCCACAAUGCAUCUCUCUCUCUCAUCGACUCCCAGGAGGAACUGGACUUUCUAAGAAGACAUAAGGGUUUCCAGGAUCACUGGAUCGGGCUGUACAGAGACAUUGAGAGGAAGUCCUGGGUCUGGGCAAAUGGAUCUUCAUUCAAUAACAUGUUCAGGAUUGAGGGGGCUGCCCAGUGUGUGCAGCUGAAUAACCUGCGUCUGGACAGCGCUGCUUGUUAUGGAGACAGAAGGUGGAUUUGUAACAAAAUUAACACAAACACUUACAGGAAGAUUUUUUAGCAGGAGACGUCACACUCAGGUUUCUGGUGACCCAGAAGAACAUUGCAAAUUACUUCUCCAUCUCUGAAUAACAUGCAUGAAACAAUGAAAGAAAUUAGCUACCUACAGGUUCAUUAUCAUUCCCCCAUCCCAUGGGUCCCAGUAGGGUGAUAUUCUGAGAGAAUGGAUCUUCUAGAGAUGUUCUACAGAUUGGCAAAGAAGGUACCAUAUCCUUAGCUGUAAAUGAUGGGACUUUGGCAACACUAUUUCUUCUACAAAACCUAUUGGAACUGUAGUUAGUUUGGCACAAAUGCAUUAUGUACAAGGCCAAGACCAUUGCAGCAGAUCAUUUGGUAUUUCUAACAGUUACCCUGAUUUAACCCUUCCUCACCCUGUCACAGUAACAGUAGCAGCCCAGGUUCCCCAUGUCAGCAAUUUCCUCAGAAAUCCUUUGUUUACCCCUCCACUGAAGACAAAAGAAGAUAUACCCAAAAUCGUCAAAAGCAGCCUGAGCAGGACACCCAAAGGAAUGUGUGGUCUCUGCGAAUUUGGACAUGGUUGAGGCAGAUCUGGCCUGGCUAGUUGUACACAGAUCCCUUUCGAUUAAGCUGCACCAAUGCAGUUACCCAUAACAACCAGCCUCUUUUGGGGAACUUUAUGAGCUGAGGUUCAGGUCUUUAGUGCAGAGACCACAAUUAAUAUGAUUAACAAAUCAUGGUUCCUACCCUUUAAUAAAUCACAAAGGUAUGGCAGGUUCAGAUGAGCAGCUCCCAAUAAUAACAAUUUGGACAAGAGGACUGAGUUGUCGGAUGGUGUUUAUUGGAGAUUAUAUUUUGGCACAGGAGCAGUAACAUAAACUGGCAAUGAAACAUUCUCCUUCUUCAGAUUCUAUCAUAUCAUCAGGAUCCGGUUCUCCUGGGGGGAUAAUUAAAGCACUGAGUAAUAUCACAGAAACCCUAGUAAACAUGGGGGAUGCGUAUUGGUAAGGGCCUACAUUUACAGCAUCAGUCUAGGUGUCCAACCUCACACCCUCCAGUUGUUAUUGAAAUACAAUGCUCAGUCUCCCUCAACAGGUUUUUGCUGCUGACGUGAUGUUGGGGGUAGUGGCUCAGUUGCAGGAGAACCACAGAUUACUGAGCUAAGUAUCAAUAUAUUUCAUUCAUUCACAUUUUGUCAAUGAUUUGCCACGGGGCCCUGUUAGUCAGUACUCCUGCUUUUUCUGGGAGCUUUCUGAUUUAUAGUUCAAGUAUGGGCAGAGCUGAGGGUGAAGCUGUUGUGGUCAGGGUUACAGGGCGUUACUGACUGUUCCAGGGAUAUGGCCAAAUAUCUUCUGUCCCUCACCUUCAGGCAGUGGGCAUGUGGGCAAUGUGGAAACCCCUCCACCAUCUUCUCAGUCCUGUCCAUGACUUACUUUUAGAUCCAACUGUUGUUGAACCAGAUGUCAACAAUAAUAGGCAGUAUGGUAGAACUUGCUUCAACUGAUGUUGCGUGUACAACUCUAUCUUGUCCAACUAAUUGUAUUUAUUAAAACCUGCCCUAACUUUG